CGCUCACGCUCGAGCUCGAGUUGAGAGCCGCCCACCUCGUCCAGACUCGUCUACCACUCGCCCGACACCGGUCGCACCCUCCCGCGGUCUCGCCUCACCUACCCUCCCUCGCCUCGCCACCUCACCUCAUCAACCCACGCGCCGUCCAUCAUGCCCAGGGCAGAAGCCGGGUCCGCAAAGGCCCUCUCGAACAAGAUGAAGUCCAAGGGCCUCGGCAAGCUCCGCUGGUACUGCCAGAUCUGCGAAAAACAGUGCCGCGACGACAACGGCUUCCAGUGCCACAUUGCGACAGAGGGUCACUUGAGGAAGAUGCUCGUCGUCGGCGAGUCGGCGGGCAAGCACAUCGGCGACUACACGGACCGGUUCCAGGGCGAGUUCGUCGCGUUGCUCAGUCGCCGCUGGGGCACCAAGCGCGUCCGCAUCAACCAGGUCUACCAGGAGUACAUCUGCGACCCGCACCAUCUCCACAUGAACUCGACUCGCUUCCUCUCGCUCACCGAGUUCGCCAAGCACCUCGGCCGCACCGGCGUCGCCCACGUCGACGAGAACGAGAAGGGCUGGUGGAUCUCGUGGAUCGACACGUCGCCUCGCGCGCUCGCGCGUGCCGAGUCGAACCAGAAGAAGGAGCGCGGCGACGUCGACGACGAGAUGCGCCAGCGCAAGCUCAUCCAGGAGCAGAUCGAGCGUGCGAGGGAGGAAGGCGAGCGGAGGAAGCGCGAGGCGGCGCUUGCGGCGGCGGGCGGGUCGGCGGCGGGAGCGGCCGAGGGCACGGGUGCAGUGGGCACGCAGGUCGAGGAGCCGAGCAACGAGCUCAAGCGCGAUGAGGGCGAGAAGCUCUCGCUCAGCCUGUCGUUCAAGACGCCCGCCGCCGCCGCCGCCGUCGCCGGCCAAUCACCCUCACCGCCUCUCGACGCCUCGACCGCCGCCGCCGCUUCCCCUGCCGAGCACGCCGCACUCGCCGACGCUUCCACCUCCUCCUCGGCUCCCUCUCUCGACGCCGCUGCCGUCGCCACGACCGCCGCCGCCGCCUCGACACGCGCACCCGCCCCUGCGCCUGCGCCCGCCCCGACCAAGUUCAUCGCCCCGCCCUCCAAGCCAGUCAUCGGCUUCACCCCUCGCGCCAACCCGCUCGCGGUCAAGCCCAAGCCCAACCCGCUCAAGGCCGGCGGCGGCAACCCGCUCAAAAAGCCGAACCCGCUCAAGGGCCCGGGCGCGAGCGGCGCCGGCGCGGGUGCGGGCGCGACCGAGAAGCGCAAGGCGCCGAUGAGUGCCGUGGAGCAGAUUGCGAUGGAGGAGAUGGCGAGGAAGCAGCGCAGGAUGAAGUGAGGCGGCGCGGCGGCGAGCGGGAGGUGCGGCACGAGGGCUAUGUGCGAGGCGAGCAAGGGGAUCGAGACGGCUUGUUGUUCUUUCUUUGCAGUACCACACUUUGUCUCUA
Messenger RNA from Rhodotorula graminis WP1, 1435 nucleotides. RefSeq lists its product as uncharacterized. The transcript has 4 exons. Gene Ontology annotation, biological process: DNA replication; DNA damage response. NCBI's taxonomy places the organism in Eukaryota, Fungi, Basidiomycota, Microbotryomycetes, Sporidiobolales, Sporidiobolaceae. Bases 151 to 1326 code for a protein of 391 amino acids. Gene Ontology annotation, cellular component: nucleus. Gene Ontology annotation, molecular function: double-stranded DNA binding. The record is from RefSeq and is a predicted model, not a curated record.